GCCGCGCUCUCGGCAGGUUUGAAGUGUGUUUGUCUUUUGUGUGACUCUUCAAACUUUACCUGCCAAACAGAAGGAGCAUGUUGGGCUUCCGUUAUGUUAACCAACGGAAAGGAACAGGUGAUCAAGUCCUGUGUCUCUCUCCCAGAAUUAAAUGCGCAAGUCUUCUGUCAUAGUUCCAACAAUGUUACCAAAACGGAAUGCUGCUUCACAGAUUUUUGCAACAACAUAACUCUGCACCUUCCGACAGCAUCACCAAAUGCCCCAAAACUCGGACCCGUGGAGCUGACCAUUAUUAUUACUGUGCCAAUUUGCCUCCUGUCCAUAGCUUCACUGCUGACAGUAUGGGCAUGCCAAGGUCGACUGUGCACCUACAGAAAGAAAAAGAGACCAAACGUGGAGGAGCCCCUUUCUGAGUGCAAUCUGGUCAAUGCUGGGAAAACUCUAAAAGAUCUGAUUUACGAUGUGACUGCCUCUGGCUCUGGCUCUGGUCUGCCUCUGUUGGUUCAAAGAACAAUUGCAAGGACGAUUGUACUUCAGGAAAUAGUAGGAAAAGGUAGAUUUGGUGAGGUCUGGCACGGAAGAUGGUGCGGGGAAGAUGUGGCUGUGAAAAUAUUCUCCUCUAGAGAUGAAAGAUCUUGGUUUCGAGAGGCAGAAAUUUAUCAGACCGUUAUGCUGAGACAUGAAAACAUCCUUGGUUUCAUUGCUGCUGACAACAAAGAUAAUGGAACUUGGACUCAACUUUGGCUUGUCUCUGAAUAUCAUGAACAGGGCUCCUUAUAUGACUAUUUGAAUAGAAACAUAGUGACAGUGGCUGGAAUGAUCAAACUGGCACUUUCAAUAGCUAGUGGUCUGGCCCACCUUCAUAUGGAGAUUGUUGGUACACAAGGUAAACCUGCUAUUGCUCAUCGAGAUAUAAAAUCAAAGAAUAUCUUAGUGAAAAAAUGUGAAACUUGUGCCAUAGCAGACUUAGGGUUGGCUGUGAAGCAUGAUUCAAUACUGAACACUAUUGACAUACCUCAGAAUCCUAAAGUAGGAACCAAAAGGUACAUGGCUCCUGAAAUGCUUGAUGAUACAAUAAAUGUGAAUAUCUUCGAGUCCUUCAAACGAGCUGACAUCUAUUCUGUUGGUCUGGUUUACUGGGAAAUAGCCCGGAGGUGUUCAGUUGGAGGAAUUGUUGAGGAGUACCAGUUGCCUUAUUAUGACAUGGUGCCUUCAGAUCCCUCAAUAGAGGAAAUGAGGAAGGUUGUCUGUGACCAGAAGUUCCGACCAAGUAUUCCGAACCAGUGGCAAAGCUGUGAAGCACUCCGAGUCAUGGGGAGAAUAAUGCGCGAGUGUUGGUAUGCCAAUGGGGCAGCCCGCCUAACCGCCCUCCGGAUUAAGAAAACUAUUUCUCAACUUUGUGUCAAAGAAGACUGCAAAGCCUGAUGAUGAG
Molecule: messenger RNA, 1432 nt
Organism: Lagenorhynchus albirostris (white-beaked dolphin)
Lineage: Eukaryota; Metazoa; Chordata; Mammalia; Artiodactyla; Delphinidae
Gene: ACVR1C
Product: activin A receptor type 1C
Exons: 9
Coding region: 94-1425 (443 amino acids)
Biological process (GO): nervous system development; protein phosphorylation; cellular response to growth factor stimulus
Cellular component (GO): plasma membrane; activin receptor complex
Molecular function (GO): activin receptor activity, type I; ATP binding
Source: RefSeq, a predicted model, not a curated record